Messenger RNA from Rangifer tarandus platyrhynchus (Svalbard reindeer), 360 nucleotides. Lineage: Eukaryota; Metazoa; Chordata; Mammalia; Artiodactyla; Cervidae. The record is from the annotation of a GenBank genome assembly.
AUGGGGAUGUGGAUACAGUGGGCUCCUAGAAGCCCAAAGAAAGUGGUCAUGGUACCAGGUCAUGUCUGUUUUGGCCACGGUGCUUCCAAAACGUCCAGUGGGGAGAAUCCUCCACCUCAGACUUCAUGUGUCCAGGCCCAAGGUCAAGAAUGUAUUAUUUCUCUGCAAAGAUUGUUUGAUUUUUGCCACUCCUCCAUUUACAUGAUUGUUUUACUCUGGAAGUUUGUCAUCUCAGAGUGUAACAUUGUGCUCUCUGAGGAACCACUUGAAUCUGUUUUGUUUGCAUCUUUUGUUACUUUUUGGCAGCUGCACUUUAUGCUCUUUGCAACUGUUUUAAUUAUGGGAACCACAUGCCAUUGA